AUGGGAUGCGGAAUCUUGACGCCGAGAUGGAUUUGGAUUCGAAAUUUUGGCUUCAGCGGGCUCUUUGGGCAUAUUUGUGAGACUGAUGAUGGUGGGACAGUUAUAAUUUCAGAAGCCUGUUUGAAAGAUGGAUAUGUGAGUCAUCGAUUUUUUAGAAAUGUGGUAUACGUAUAUGUCAAGUGGUACUCAAAAAAUUGCUUUUCAGACAAUCUUCGAUGGCCCCUAUCGUCAUGCGACUUUGGUUCUGGUCUUUCUCUCCGCCGCUUCUUUUGUCAUCUCCUUGGCUUGCGGAGUUCUCACCCAAUGCUGGCUGAAACAUAGAUUUUUUACUGUGACCUUUGCGUUGAAUCUGAUUGCAACGAGUUUCGGCUACCUUGGAACACACACUUUUUGUGAGCAUUUCUCCAUUGGGGCUGGUAAGUGAUCAGCCCCAAUUUUUGGUAAUUUUCAGAAGGCAACCCAGACGUUAUUAAUAUUGCUCCAAAAUGGUCCGACAUCUACUUCGAAUACGGCUAUUUCCUAUAUCUAGGCGGUGUGAACUUGGGUCUGAUUGGUGGACUUGCCAGUGGCUUGAUUUAUUUUAUUGAAUAA
Messenger RNA from Bursaphelenchus xylophilus (pine wood nematode), 591 nucleotides. NCBI's taxonomy places the organism in Eukaryota, Metazoa, Nematoda, Chromadorea, Rhabditida, Aphelenchoididae. The record is from the annotation of a GenBank genome assembly.